Molecule: messenger RNA, 2820 nt
Organism: Adineta ricciae
Lineage: Eukaryota; Metazoa; Rotifera; Eurotatoria; Adinetida; Adinetidae
Source: the annotation of a GenBank genome assembly
AUGAAUAUUCUUAAAACUCGUUAUCCAGAACUAUAUGCUCUCCACCAAGCGAUACCGAAUAUCGAUCAUGACGGUAAAGAUCUUUUUCGUGGACUAUACCUCACAAAAAAGAUGACAAAAAAUCAAGAUCGCCAUUGGAAAGACCUGCUUGCAAGAAAACAAACUUCAACUGAUAAUCAAUCAUUUCUAUCGAAUCUCUUGCACAGUUGUCAUAGGAAAAAUCGUUUAAACAUCCUCCUAACAAAUAUUGAUCUCAAAAUGAAUAAUCAUGAUUAUCUUUCGAAAAACUCGCUAAUAUCGCAUAUCUAUUUAUCAAAUAUAUGGUUCGAACGACGAAAACUACUAUCGGAUGAAGCUGUCAUAUAUCUGUUAAGUGAAUUUACGAUUAUUGAAUGUUUAACCCGUAAACGAAAGUUAUUCAUGCAAAUAAGUGGUACACAUGAAACAUUUUAUAGUUUACCUUAUUAUAUCGCUAGAAAAGCGGAAGAAAAGCAGCAAGCGCAUAAACGGGCAAAGAAAAUCAACACUAGGAAACGAACAAUUCAAUUUCAUUUACACGCUACUAAAGAAGGACAACAAGCACAUCUGACAGAUUUGUAUGAAACAUCAAUUCCAAACCAUUUGAUGCAUUAUCAUGUCUCAAAAUUCGAACGAUUUGAUGUCUAUUCUCCAAUUGAAAAAGCUUACAACGGAGAAAUGCUAGUUGAAGCUUUCUUUUCGUCUGAUUUUAGCAAAGGAUUCUUUAGUCAUCGACCUAAGGAAGAAGUGGAGCAAAUCCGUGAAAAUCUCAUUCCGAUCUUCGAACGAUUUCGAUCGAACCAUCACGAAUUCUACCUUCGCCGUCGAUCACGUCUACCUCUUGCCUACACUCUUCAUCAUAUUCCGGAACCUACAGCUACAGUGGACCAAUUGAUAUCUCUGACAACACCGCUCGCUACUGUUCAACAUUUUGUUCGUGUUUGGUUAACACAUGUUUUUCCAGUUGAAUUAUUCGGCACAAAAUAUAAUUCUCGAUUAUUCAUCCGUCGCAUGUGUUUCAUUCUUCAAUUACCACGCAUUCAGCAAUAUUCGCCAGGUGAAGUAAUGCAAAAAUUAAAACUAAACAAAUGUCAAUGGACAAUCAUCUCGAACAAGUUAUCAUCACUUGUUCGUCAUCUGUAUUUUGGUCAUUUAAUAUAUUUUCUUAUUCAUUAUGUUCUGACACUAAGUCGUUCGUAUUUCUAUGCUACAGAAGGAUCUUCACCAUCUCAUCCAUUAGUUAUGAUCUUCUAUCGACAUAAGAUUUGGUAUGCUAUUCAACAGAAAUCUCGUUGUGAACUAUUGGAAAAAGCUUGCGCCCCAACAGUUCAACAAGAAUUUGUCAGUGAUUGUCAUGAUAUUCGUUAUCUAUGGAAGGUACGCUUUGUACCGAAGAAAGCCAGCGUUCGUUAUCUAGCCUGUGCUCAAGAAGGAAUCAAUACGAAAGAAAAUAUCAAUCAUUUAAAAUAUACAAAUGAAGUUUUGAAGUAUCUGCGUCGACACAACAAGCAUUUAUUAGGUAUUGCUACAUUUAAUCGAGUAGAAAUGCAUCGACGCUGGCAAGAAUAUUGUCAAACAGCACCGAAAGUAGAGAGCGGAAGCAUGACAUACUUUCUAAGAAGUGACGUGUCGAAUUUUUACGAUUCAAUCAAUAUUGAUUGUUUAGAUCAAGCACUGGUGGAAUUUCUCAACGACUGUGAAUUCAAUUACAACUUGCAUAUACAUACUAUUUAUAAAACCCAGUAUCGUAACGGCCGGAUCAUUCGCAAACGAACUCUCUUUUGGGUUGGUAAAGAAAAUGAAUCGAUGUGUGCAACACUACUCGAUGAUACAAAACCAGUCAAUAAUGGUAUCUUUCAUGAUAUGGUCAUCCACGAAGGACACAUUGAAGUAUAUGAUAGAGCCAAACUAUUGAAAUAUAUUCGUGCUCAAUUAUACAAUUCGUAUCUUUACACGCGUCAUUCGACAAUGUCAUCGAUUAAAUCAUACCGUCGCACAGUUGGCAUCAAUCAUGGUUUACGUAUCGCGUCAAUGCUUGGGCAAAUCUAUCUAAAUAAAAUUGAUAAUGAUAUCAAGUUUAGUCCGUUGGAAGACGAGUUCGCGGUUCGACAUGAAGACGAUCUUUUGAUCAUUUCUCCACAUCGUUACCGUCUCCGUCGAAUUAAAUUACAUAUGAAUCAACGAUUGAAUGAAUUACAUCAUAUAACAAAUCCGUUGAAAACUUCGCUGAAAACCAAAACCAAUAUUCGCCAUAAGACAAUGAAAAAAAUCCGUCCUGUAGAAUAUUGGGGUUCACUUGUCGAUAUUCAGUCACGGCAAAUCUUUGUUUCCAUCAAUCCCAACGAAAAUAUUCAAAACAAAAUCAAUCACUUAACCAUCAAAGUCACGCGUGAACCCGGUUACAACGUUCGUCAAUCGUUAUUAAACGCUCUGAGCCUUCGCUCACAUUCCUACUAUUUCGAUCGUUUAUAUACGACAGCGAACACGUUAAUUAAGAACUUCUAUUCGCUCUCAUGCUAUUAUUUCAAACGUUUACAUUCCAUAUGUUAUCGUUUUGCUCAAAUCUAUUCGAAUCAGUACGUGCAGUCGAAAAGUUUAUUCCUGUUCCGCACUAUUCGUUCAGGAUUACGGUUGUUAAUCAAAAAAGCAUUUAUAUUCAGUCAAAAAUCAACAAUGGUGAUCAAUCAAUAUCAACAUUCAAAUCGUUCGCUAAUAUAUCAUUUUCAUGACGGAUCUCAUUUCUUUUCUGACGAAGAAGUACUAGGCGAACCGCAGACAACUUUUGUCGCAACUAAGAAUUAA